AUGAGUGAAAAGCAUGCAAAGUCUAAGAGUCCAGCAUCAUCAGUAAAAUUGUUGUCUAAUUUACAGGUUAAUAAGAGAUGUUUGGCAUUUCAUGGACCAUUAUUAUAUGAAGCCAAAAUACUAUGCAAGUGUAAUAAGAUGGUUGAUGAUACUUUGCUGUAUGAUUAUUACAAUAGCAGAAAUAGGCGUAUGAUGGUUAAAACUAGUACUAGACCAACAGAAGUAAAGGAGCCCAAUAAAGAUUUGCUACGGAUCUUUAAUGAAUUAUAUUACGUUCACUACAAAGGCUGGAAAAAUACAUGGGAUGAAUGGAUUGGAAUGGAUAGGAUCCGAGAAUACAAUAAAGAGAAUCUACGUUUACAGAAAAGUUUGGAAAAAGAUGUUGAAGAGGAAAAAAGUGUUGAAGAGAAAACUAGGGUUACAACUAGAAAAGAUAUUGAUGGUAUCAACCAUGAUGCUGGAAUUAAUAAUAAAAAGUUGGUUAAUAAUAGUAUUAUCAAGAAUAAUGAUAAAUCACCAUUUAACUCUAGAUAUACCACUUUCUCCAUUCAUUUAUCAUGUAAUUUGCAAAAAAUAUUGAUAGAGGAUUGGGAUAAGAUCACUUAUCAAAAAAAAUUGAUACAGUUUAUACCUUUAUUAAAAGCAAAUAAUAAUAGACAUUAUUAUUCAGUCCAAGCAUUGUUGAGAAGUUAUUAUAAUGAGGCUUGUAAAGAAAUUUCAGAGCUUUGUGUGUUGCAGAACUUGGAAGAAUUUGUUAAUGGGAUCUUAUUAUAUUUUGAAAAUUGUACGGAACAUUUCUUAUUAUAUAGGCAAGAAAGAUUGCAGUUAUCUGAUUAUAUUUUGAAUGGUAGUGGUAUUAGUAGUAAUAUUGAUAAUAAGCGUAAUGAUAAUUACAAUAAAAUUUUUGAUGGCGAUAAGAGACAAGAAUGUGAUUUAGUGUUUUAUAACAUCUAUGGAGGUGUUCAUCUAUUGAGAUUGUUGUCUAUAUUACCACAAUUAUUAUACGACACAUAUGGUUCUACUAGCAAUAGCAGUACCAAUCUAGAACUGAAAUACAUCAUAGGUUUCAGCAACAAGCUAGCACAAUGGAUGGAUUGUAAUAGAACGGAAAUAUUUAGUGGAAUUCCGUAUAUCAAUACGCCCAUUCAAUAUGAGCUAUUGUCCGGCGUUAUGUAA
Messenger RNA from Saccharomycodes ludwigii, 1176 nucleotides. It is a transcript of the gene EAF3, whose product is annotated as Eaf3p. Gene Ontology annotation, biological process: regulation of DNA-templated transcription; chromatin organization. Gene Ontology annotation, cellular component: nucleus; NuA4 histone acetyltransferase complex; Rpd3S complex. The coding region runs from base 1 to 1176 and encodes 391 amino acids. NCBI's taxonomy places the organism in Eukaryota, Fungi, Ascomycota, Saccharomycetes, Saccharomycodales, Saccharomycodaceae. The record is from RefSeq and is a predicted model, not a curated record. The transcript has a single exon.